Messenger RNA from Rhipicephalus sanguineus (brown dog tick), 1231 nucleotides. RefSeq names its product citramalyl-CoA lyase, mitochondrial. Bases 192 to 1208 code for a protein of 338 amino acids. The record is from RefSeq and is a predicted model, not a curated record. Gene Ontology annotation, biological process: regulation of cobalamin catabolic process. Lineage: Eukaryota; Metazoa; Arthropoda; Arachnida; Ixodida; Ixodidae. Gene Ontology annotation, molecular function: (S)-citramalyl-CoA lyase activity. The transcript has 7 exons.
CUGCAAUAAUAGGUUCGCACUAACUUGUUCAGCCUGUGUCGGCUACAGGUUGCUGUUCGGGUGGCAGUAGGAGUUCGUUGUGUUCGUUUUUUGGCUACGUUGUAAUUUGCAAAUUUUGUCACAGUAGAGAGCGAUUUUCGUUCAUUCAUUAACACUUUACACACUUGUGCAAGCAAGAAUCGCCGGGCCACAUGUCGUCUUCCUUGAUCACCUGGGCAGCGCUACGGAGGACACAUGGUCUUCAUAAGCUUCUGCAGAAUACUCAGGUUCCGUGUGGUAGUCCAACGCUGCGACAUUAUACGCCCCGACGUGCUGUUCUCUAUGUGCCGGGCAGCGAUGAGAGAAAGAUAACGAAGGCGUUCGGCCUGGAUGCUGACUGCAUGGUGCUGGACUGCGAGGAUGGUGUGGCCGCCAAUAAGAAGAAAGAAGCACGUGAGACAGUGGCUCGUGUGCUGGACAAAGCAGAGCGGCCACAGGGAUGCAGAGACCUGGCGGUGCGCAUCAAUGCUGUGAGCACGGGCCUCGCAGAGGAUGACAUUCGGUGCCUCCUUGGGGCUUCUCAGCUGCCCAACACAAUGCUGGUGCCUAAAGUGGAAGAUACCAAGCAACUGGACUGGGUGAGGGACCAGGUGGAGCGGGCCCUGGGCGAGCGGCAACACCGACUCGAGCUCAUCGUGUGCAUCGAAACGGCACUGGGCCUUCUCAACUGCCACCAGCUCCUCCAACAUGCCUCUUCUAUGACUCACAGCCGCCAGCAAUUGGCUGGCCUGCUGUUUGGCUCUGAUGACUUCACGGCCAGUAUAGGAGCUCGUCGUACACCGGAAGCUACGGAAGUUCUUAUGGCACGUCAGCAGCUGGUGGUGUUGGCAAAGGCAUACGGCCUCCAGGCUGUUGACAUGGUCACAAUAGACUUGAAAAACAAAGAGUUGUUGCGACGGCAGUGUGCGGAGGGAGCAGCCAUGGGGUUUACGGGCAAGCAAGUGAUCCACCCGUCGCAGAUAGCACCAACCCAGGAGGCCUUUGCCCCAACCCCCGCUCAGCUCGACAGAGCACAGCGCCUUGUCAAGGAAUUUCACCAGCACCAACAACAAGGAAAGGGGGCAUUCGUGUUUGAAGGCAGCAUGAUCGACAUGCCCAGUGUGCGACAAGCACUCAACAUUGUAGAAGCAGACCAGGCUAUUCAUGGCAAGUCCCCUCAAGGCAAAUAAAGAAAGCCUUCUUUUCGUUUAAA